Coffea eugenioides is the source of this 2067-nucleotide messenger RNA. RefSeq names its product probable nucleolar protein 5-2. Bases 168 to 1868 code for a protein of 566 amino acids. Gene Ontology annotation, molecular function: snoRNA binding. The record is from RefSeq and is a predicted model, not a curated record. NCBI's taxonomy places the organism in Eukaryota, Viridiplantae, Streptophyta, Magnoliopsida, Gentianales, Rubiaceae. Gene Ontology annotation, cellular component: box C/D methylation guide snoRNP complex; small-subunit processome. The transcript has 9 exons.
CUUAAACCCUAGACUCAUCCUCCGUCUCAGUCCCUUCAAUACAAAACGCCACCGCUGACUGAAAAACCCUACUCUCUCUCUCUCUCUCUCCCUCCCUCCCUCUCUCCCUCUCACAGACACACACACUCUUCCCCUGCUGUAUAUCCAAUCGGGACAAAGAAGCAAACAUGCUUGCGCUUUUUGAAACCCCAGCGGGUUUUGCCCUCUUCAAAGUUUUGGACGAAGGCAAACUCUCCAAAGUUGAGGACUUGUGGAAGGAGUUCUCCACUGCUGAUUCCGCAAGAAAGAUUGUAAAGCUAAAAGCUUUCUCGAAGUUUGAGAAUACCUCGGAGGCAUUGUCAGCAGCAACCUUGUUGAUUGAUAGCAAGCCGAGCAAAGGUCUCCGCAAGUUCUUACGUGCUCAUUGCGAAGGUGAAGCUUUAGCUGUGGCUGAUUCGAAACUCGGAAAUGCAAUCAAGGAGAAGCUGCAAAUUGACUGUGUUCACAACAAUGCUGUUAUGGAAUUGAUGAGAGGUGUGAGAAGUCAAUUGUCUGAACUCAUUUCUGGUCUAGCUGCACAAGAUUUGAGUCCAAUGAGCUUGGGUCUGUCCCACAGCCUGUCUAGAUACAAGCUAAAGUUCAGCCCUGAUAAGGUGGACACAAUGAUCAUUCAGGCUAUCGGCCUUUUGGAUGAUAUUGAUAAGGAGCUAAACACUUAUGCAAUGAGAGUUCGAGAGUGGUAUGGUUGGCAUUUUCCUGAGCUGGCAAAGAUUGUACAAGACAACAUACUGUAUGCGAAGGCAGCAAAAUUGAUGGGUGACCGUUCAAAUGCUGCGAAGCUUGAUUUUUCUGAGAUACUCCCCGAAGAAGUUGAAACAGAGCUUAAAGAAGCUGCCUUGAUAUCCAUGGGAACUGAAAUUAGUGACCUGGAUUUGAUGAACAUAAAAGAUCUGUGCAACCAAGUUCUUUCUUUUGCCGAGUACAGAGCUCAACUGUAUGAUUAUCUAAAGAGCAGGAUGAACACUAUUGCCCCAAAUCUUACUGCUCUUGUUGGAGAACUCGUUGGUGCUCGCCUUAUUGCCCAUGGAGGUAGCUUGCUCAAUCUUGCUAAGCAACCAGGAAGCACAGUGCAGAUACUUGGUGCAGAGAAAGCUCUGUUCAGAGCUCUUAAGACAAAGCAUGCAACUCCUAAAUAUGGUCUUAUAUACCAUGCAUCUCUGAUUGGUCAGGCAGCACCAAAGCACAAGGGUAAAAUAUCAAGAUCUCUUGCCGCUAAAACUGCGUUGGCAAUUAGAUAUGAUGCUCUAGGAGAUAACCCGGACAAUACAAUGGGAUUGGAGAAUCGGUUAAAGCUUGAAGCACGAUUGAGGAGUUUAGAAGGCAGAGAAUUGAAUCGUGCUGCUGGUUCUGCUAAAGGCAAACCAAAGAUUGAAGUUUAUGACAAGGAUCGAAAGACGGGUGCAGGGGGACUGAUAACCCCUGGGAAGACUUACAAUCCUGCGGCUGAUGCUGUUCUUGGACCAACUGAGUUAUCAUCAGAGAGAGAGAAAAAUGAGCAGGAAAAAAAGAGGAAGGAUGAAGAAGCAGGUGAUGACACUCCUAUGAAUGGUGUGGAGAAGAAAAAGAAGAAGAAGAAGAAGGGGACUGAUAUAGAGGAUACUCAUGCUGCAGAAGAUGGUGUUGCUGGACCUGAAAGUGAAGUGGUUGGAAAGAAGGAAAAGAAGAAAAAGAAGAAACAUGCUGCUGAAGAUGCUGAGCUACAGAAUGAAAAUAUUGAAGCGGGAGAGAAGAAGAAAAAGAAGAGAAAGCACCCUGAAGCAGAUGAAGAAGUCGAAGCUCCCAGUGAAAAGAAGGAGAAAAAGAAGAAGAAGAAGAAACACGAUGCAUGAGAAUUACCCGAUAGCGAAUAGAACGGUGCAGUUUUGGGAUGUUCUGUGUUGUUUAGGUGGUGUUUUAACCUGUAAAAUUAUGCUCCAUGGCUCACCGUAGCCUGCCUUUCAAACUUGUGUCGAUAUAUUUUCCAGUCCAAGUUAGGAAUGAUUAUCAAUUCAAGUCAUUAUCUCUUUAAUACAUGUGAUUUCUAUACUA